GUCUCCCGCCCACGGCGGGGCUGCGUCUGCUGCGGCGGGUGCGGGAGGUUGCGGCGGCCGGGACUGGGGUCUGGGCCGGAAGGCUGAGGCUGGCGCGGCGGGCGCUGGGGGCGCUGCCCCCGAGGCGAUGAUGGGCAAGGAGGAGGAGAUUGCGCGGAUCGCCCGGAGGCUGGACAAGAUGGUGACCAAGAAGAGCGCGGACGGAGCCGUGGAUCUGCUGCGGGAGCUGAAGACCAUGCCCGUCACGCUGCACCUGCUGCAGUCCACCCGCGUCGGCAUGUCUGUCAACGCCCUGCGGAAGCAAAGCUCGGACGAGGAGGUUGUCACACUGGCCAAGUCUCUCAUCAAGUCCUGGAAGAAGCUCCUGGAUGCUUCAGACGCCAAAGCCAGGGAGCGGAGGAGGGGCGGGCCUCUGCCCACGUCCUCCAAGGAGGCCUCUGAGGCCAAGGAUCCCAGCCGCAAGAGGCCCGAGCUGCCUCGGGUGCCGGCGACCCCAAGGAUCACCACGUUUCCCCCGGUGCCGGUCACCUGCGAUGCGGUGCGCAACAAGUGUCGCGAGAUGCUGACCGCCGCCCUGCAGACGGACCAUGACCACACGGCCGUCGGAGCAGACUGCGAGCGCCUGUCAGCCCAGAUCGAGGAAUGCAUCUUCCGGGCCGUGGGGAACACGGACAUGAAGUACAAGAACCGCGUGCGGAGCCGCCUCUCCAACCUCAAGGACGCCAAGAACCCCGGCCUGCGGCGCAGCGUGCUGUGCGGGGCCAUCACGCCCCAGCAGAUCGCCGUGAUGACGUCAGAGGAGAUGGCCAGCGACGAGCUGAAGGAGAUCCGCAAGGCCAUGACCAAGGAGGCCAUCCGCGAGCACCAGAUGGCCCGCACGGGCGGCACGCAGACGGACCUGUUCACCUGCGGCAAGUGCCGGAAGAAGAACUGCACCUACACGCAGGUGCAGACCCGCAGCUCCGACGAGCCUAUGACCACUUUUGUCGUCUGCAACGAGUGUGGAAACCGCUGGAAGUUCUGCUGAGGCUUUGUGCACGUGCGCCUGCAGCCUUGGGCCGAGGCCAGCGCUGGCCAGCGCCCUUGCCCCAUCUUCUGCCGACAGAUGCAGCUUCUCUGGAGACCUGCCCUGUGCCCACCUGGCCUUCCUCGGGAGGCAGCACGCACCCCCACCCCUGCCUACAGUGCACCUUUCUCCCCCUCCCCCCAAAGUAUUAAAUGUUUCUUUUUGCCAGUUUUGUCCCUAGCCCUUGGUCCUGGUGGGCCAUGUGCAGGCUUGGGCUUGAGCUGGGUCCACUCCC
Molecule: messenger RNA, 1301 nt
Organism: Phacochoerus africanus (Common warthog)
Lineage: Eukaryota; Metazoa; Chordata; Mammalia; Artiodactyla; Suidae
Gene: TCEA2
Product: transcription elongation factor A2
Exons: 10
Coding region: 128-1027 (299 amino acids)
Biological process (GO): DNA-templated transcription; transcription elongation by RNA polymerase II
Cellular component (GO): nucleus
Molecular function (GO): nucleic acid binding; zinc ion binding
Source: RefSeq, a predicted model, not a curated record